Molecule: messenger RNA, 3663 nt
Organism: Cladocopium goreaui
Lineage: Eukaryota; Dinophyceae; Suessiales; Symbiodiniaceae
Source: the annotation of a GenBank genome assembly
AUGACCUUGAAGGAGUGGGGUCAGUUGAAGUUCCCGGAAGGGAAGUGGCGGCACAAGUCCUUCUUUCAGGCAUACCAGGAGGACCCAAAGUACGGCAAGUUCAUGAAGGAGCACAGGAAACUGGUGUCAGCUUGGGCACUGAGUUUUCAGGCUUACGUGGAAGCCAUGGACAGGAUGCAGGAAGAUUGCUCGAAGGCCUUCUACCAGGAGUAUGCCAGACAGUGGGCCAAAGCCGAGAUGUCCAAGAUGUAUCCGAAGGCAGAGAUCGAGAAGAGUCAAGGACCAGAGUGGGAGCUGUUGACAGGAGGGGUGACAUCGCGUCCGAUGAGCACGAUGUCAUCACCAAGUCAGAAGCGCCCCAUGGAAGAAGAGCAGUCGCAGAUGGCGAUCGAGGUGCAGCAGAAAGAGGAGAUGAUCACUCGCAUGGCGAUCUUGCAGCGCGAGAUGGACAAGAUCAAGGCCGACUUGGAGGGAACUUUCCAGAAGUUUGGAAGUGAUCUUCUGGAGAUCUAUUGUGAAGAACAUUCUCAAAUCACAGAACAAGCCUGUAAGCUGGGAUUGAAGGCCAGAAGAUUCACUUUCAGUGAUGGAGAUCUUUCUACACCAGAAGGUCAAGCUGCGCUUUGGAAAGUUUUGGAGGAAGAGCGACCGAGAGAAGUCUGGAUGGCACCAGAAUGCAAAUAUUGGGGCAACUUCAGUCGCAGAAACAUGGGCAGGAGCAAAAGCACAGAACAAAUGAUUUCAGAGGGUCGCAAGAAGCAACGUGUUCAUUUGAAGCUUUGUAAUGAUGUGUAUUGGUAUCAGAUGGAUUUGUCUGGAAACAAUUUCCUUAGGAAAAGGACGCAUGUCUACACUUCCUCAAAGAUUUUCCAUGAUGCAUUUGACCACCGAUUGUGUCCUGGGCAUCAUAAGCAUGCUCCAAUUGCUGGCAAGAUCUAUCAUUUGGGUCGGUGGAUUUCUCUCUCGGAAUAUGCUGCAAGGUACACCUCCGGUUUUGGUAGGAAUGUGGCAAGGUAUGUUUCCUGUAGGUUUGAUGAGAAGCCACUGGUUUUGGAUGAGUUGCAUGUUUGUGAUGUUGAUGAAGCUUUUGUUGCCGGAGUUGUCAAAAGAAAAAGAGUGUCCGCUGCAGCAGUUCCAGAGAGCUUAGAAGAGCCGGUUUCAGCAGAAGUGAAGCGUCCAAGGUAUCACUGCAAACAGACACCAGCAGGUGACCACGGAUGUGCAGCCGGUGAAUAUUGGGAUGGCAUUUUUAAGAAAAUUGAAACCAUGGUUCCACGGGUAGGCAAACGUGUUUUGGAUGAUGAUGGGGUUUUAGCUCAGAUUCAGAAGGGGGCCCCAAACUUGAAGGUUCAGAGGGUUGAGGCCUGUAGGGGAACUGAGAGGUUGCGCCUUCCUGGAGCUGAUGCGGACCCAGAAACCAUCCCGUUGAGAUUGACCGUGGUCAAAGACCGCAUCGCGGGUCAGUCAAUGGUACUUGGCCCAGCUGAGGAAUGGGCUGCUCUGCCAAAAAGGCAGCAAAUUCGAAAGGGUCAAUCCGCAAAGAUGAGCCUCACCAUUUUUGGAAGUUUCCCAAAGUCAGGGGAGCUUGAGACAAUGGGGUCUGAUAAGGAAGCAGGUACUGGGGAUGAUGGUGAAGAUGUUGUUGUGGUAAGUAAAGACCCUCCCAAGAAUGUUCCGGUUCAUGGACCAGGGUACAUGUUGUUGAAUGGUGAUGAAAAGGCUCAGAUUCGGAGGUUGCAUCACAACUUAGGCCAUCCACAUCCACAGAAGUUUGCCUGGUUUUUGAAGGAAAGGCAUGCGGAACCUCAUUUGGUUCAAGGAGCUCUGGAUUAUCAGUGCGACAGUUGUGCGGAAACAAAAGCUGGUCCAGACUCCACCCGUCCUGGCACAAUUCAUGAGAAUCUGGGAUUCAAUCAAGUGAUUGGUAUGGACACUGCUGUUUGGACUAAUAGUGUUGGUAAGAACUUUCAGUUUUCUCAUAUCAUUGAUGAAGGGACUUUGUUUCAUGUUGGUUCUCAUGUUGUCAGUGCGGACACAGAUUCUCAAAUUCGAGUCUUUGAGAAAUGUUGGAUGUUAUGGGCUGGCACUCCACAAGUUGUGUAUGUUGACCCUGGCACGGAAUAUACGGCAGAAGCAUGGCAGGACAGAAUGCAAAGGCAUGACAUCCAUGUCAAAGUCAGUGCAACCUUUCGAGCCAGUCUGGAAAGACGCAGCAGUGCACGCAGAGCUUUCAUAGAAGCUGAUAAUUCAUCCAGUCUUCGUCGUGCGCUUUUGAGGCGGACUCGGCCAAUGCGAGGACCUUUUGAAAUAGGAGAUCUUGUGUUGUAUUGGCGUAGGAGGGGUGCCAAUCUACGUAGAGAUCGUGGUCGCUGGUAUGGGCCAGCGAGUGUUGUUGCAGUCGAAGGGUCCAAGAAUGUUUGGUUGAAUCAUGCUGGAAAGCUAGUGCGCACGAGCCCUGAGCAACUUCGUGCAGCCAGUUUUCGGGAGUGGAAGCAGGCCAAAGAGUUGCUCACAGAGUCUGGCCCAGGGAACUCAGAUUUACAGAGAGCCCUCAAUGAUGGCAGUUUCAUUGAUGUAGAUGGGGAGGAUUUUCCUGACUGGGAAGCUGAAACAGAGGGAUAUGACCCAUCAAUUGGGGAGCCCGAAGGAGAGUUGUCAGUUCAGCCACCUGGGACACCUAAUGGGGAGUUGAGCAAUCAGUCUGAACCGCCUCAAGGAGUGGAACAGUCAGAGAAUGAACUCCCUGAUUACGUGCGUGUGCCGGUUCCAGAAAGUGUCAGUGAGUCCGAUGGUGAUGCCUCACAGGCGGGCGUCAAUCUUGAACCAACGGAUGACCUUCUGUUUGGAGAUGACAUCACCAUGUCUGCAGAUGAUAGGUGUUGCCAGUUCUGGGAGAUUGAAAUCCCUGUUGAAAACCAUGAAGAGCAUGCACUGUUUUGCGCUGGAUCAGCAGAUGAAAGUGUGUUGUUGGUGACUGGAGCAAAGAAGAAACGAGUUGAAGUCCGUUUGAGUGAUUUAAGCAGUGCUGACCAACAGCGCAUGGCGGUGGCCAAGCACAAAGAAAUAGGCGCCUGGCUCAAACAUGGAACUGUGAGAAAAGCAUCCAAAGGAAAAAUUCCUGAGGAAGCAAUCAUGCGCUGCCGAUGGCUGCUCACCUGGAAAUCAGCCUCACCUGAGGAUCACCCCAAGGAUGUGAGUGAGGGUCGUAAGGCAAAGGCCCGGUCGAUUGUUGUUGGAUACGAGGAUCCUGGAGUUGGGGUGGUUCAAAAUGAUUCACCCACACUCACCAAAGAUGGAAGACAGAUGGUGGUGCAACAGGUGAGUAGUCAUGGUUGGGAACUAGUUUCCUUCGAUGUCUCAACUGCCUUUCUUCAAGGCGAAGGAGACGGCCGCUUGCUUGGUUUGUAUCCCACCCCAGAGUUAACAGAAGCCCUUGGGUUUCAGCAGUGGGAUGAUGGCAGUGUGGAGUAUGAUCAGAUUGACUAUAUAGAGAAGAUUAGGCCAAUUGAAAUCCCAAAACAGAGACGAAAAGAGAAAUAUGCCCAUCAGGGAGGUUUGAUUUUUGUCACGACUCCAGAGUUGCUGGAGAACAAGAGAUCAGUGGUAGCACCAGAAUUCUGGAUUGUCCUGUUGAUCUUAGAACCUUGGGGUUGGAGAGAGUAA